AUGGAAUUCUUUGCAAAAAAUUCGGUCCAGCUCAUCUUCUACAUGAAAUCCGGGGUAGAUCACACCAUCCCAACAGUGAGAAUGAAAGAAAGAACAAACUUCAACCUCCUUGACAUUCUUCGCAUAUUGGGCGGUCUAAUUCUUCUAAAUGCCUUCUUAUCAUGGCAUUUCACCUCAACAAAAACCUGGGGUUACGAUGGAAAAUGGGUCAAUCCUAGAUACUUGAAACACAUCUGUUCUUUUAAAUCUUACCACUUCACUCUAGAAGAACUCAGUUUGUUUGAUGGCUCUGAUCCGAAUCUUCCAAUUUAUUUGGCUAUAAAUGGCAGUGUGUUCGAUGUCACAGCUUCACCCCAAAUCUAUGGUCCCAAAGGUUCGUAUAGCUUUUUCAGUGGGAAAGAUGCAGCACGGGCUUUUGUGACCGGAUGUUUCAAAAAAGAAGAUGAAUUUACAUAUGACCUCCGAAACCUCGAUUCUACAGAGGCAGAAGCAGAUAUCAAGAGCUGGCAGAACUUCUUCUUAAGCAGUGGUAGGUAUUUCUAUGUGGGUACUGUCGAACAUCCACCAUUAGUAGGCGAGCCACCGGCGCUUUGCUCGGGGAAAAAAUUUCCGCAUUAA
Messenger RNA from Australozyma saopauloensis, 618 nucleotides. RefSeq lists its product as uncharacterized. The transcript has a single exon. The coding region runs from base 1 to 618 and encodes 205 amino acids. Gene Ontology annotation, cellular component: membrane; endomembrane system. NCBI's taxonomy places the organism in Eukaryota, Fungi, Ascomycota, Pichiomycetes, Serinales, Metschnikowiaceae. The record is from RefSeq and is a predicted model, not a curated record.